AUGUCGGGUCUUUCUGUGGCGUAUUAGCUGGAAACCUGGGAUAUUUCCACGGCUGCCCAAUAUCGGUAUCGGCGACACACUUUCGGGCUGCAGGCUCUGGAUACGGCCAUGCACACAAUCACACGACUACGGGCUACUACAGCAUGCCGUGUCCGGAUUCGCGGAACCGGUUACCUCAACUCACAUUUCGGGCACGGUCUUCCUUCCUUUAUAUUUAGUAUCAUACAGCCUCAUCCUUAAGCUUUGCAACCAACGUCUGAUUCCAAAAUGACUUCCUUGUCUCACAAGACUUACGCUGAGCGUGCCUCCAUCCAUCCAAAUUUGGUGGCUCGUCGAUUCUUCGAAACCGCUGAGGCUAAACAGUCCAAUCUGAUGGUCUCUGCCGAUUUCACGUCGACCGAGGCUCUGCUUCAUUGCGCUGACACAUUGGGCCCGUAUAUGGCAGUAUUGAAGACUCAUGUCGAUCUGAUUCAUGAUUUCGGACCGGCUACUGUGGAAGGCUUGAAGACGCUGUCGAAGAAGCAUAAUUUUAUGAUCUUCGAGGACCGAAAGUUUGUCGACAUAGGCAAUACGGUACAGAAGCAAUAUCAUGGAGGUGCUCUGCGGAUCUCCGAGUUCGCCGACAUUGUCAAUGUUAGCAUCCUCGGAGGAGAAGGCAUUGUCGAGGCAUUGUCCCAGGUCGUGGCGGCACCUGACUUCCCCUAUUCAAAGGAACGGGCCUUCAUCAUACUCGCGGACGUGACCUCUAAAGGUAGUCUGGCCACUGGAUACUAUACACAAAAGUCCGUUGAGCUCGCUCGAUCUCACAACGACUCCUUUAUCGGCUUCAUCGCCAUGAAGUCUCUUGCCGACGUGGAAUCCGCAGUGCCCGAGUUUCCCAAUGAAGACUUCAUCAUCUUCACAACGGGCAUCAACCAGGCCACCAAGGGAGAUAAGCUUGGCCAGCAGUACAAGACACCAACUCAAGCCGUGCAAGGAGGGGCUGAUUUUAUCAUCGCAGGGAGAGGCGUUUACGCUGCUCCGGACCCCUGUCGCAGCUGCUAGGUCCUAUCGGGAUGAGGGUUGGAAGGCAUAUUUGGAGAGAGU
Messenger RNA from Mollisia scopiformis, 1086 nucleotides. RefSeq names its product Orotidine 5'-phosphate decarboxylase. The coding region runs from base 268 to 1044 and encodes 258 amino acids. Gene Ontology annotation, cellular component: cytosol. Gene Ontology annotation, biological process: 'de novo' UMP biosynthetic process; 'de novo' pyrimidine nucleobase biosynthetic process. Lineage: Eukaryota; Fungi; Ascomycota; Leotiomycetes; Helotiales; Mollisiaceae. The record is from RefSeq and is a predicted model, not a curated record. Gene Ontology annotation, molecular function: orotidine-5'-phosphate decarboxylase activity. The transcript is spliced from 2 exons.